AUGACCACCAAGUGGAACUUCAAGUCGAAGGACAAUGUCAUCGACAACAGCGACCUCACCCUCCUCUUUGCCGCCAAACCACCACCCUCCACCCAUGCCAAAUUCUUCGACCACGAACGCUACUGUAACCAGCCUCGCAACGCCAUCGACAUAGAUGCCUUUCAUCUCUUCGACCCUAUCACCUACCCAAGCACAAAGAAGCAUGUGAAGCAGAAACAGGACGGAUCCACCCAGCAAACCCCGGGCCAUUCCUUCCUUGCCGCUCUCUCCGCCCGCGACUUCAAGUCCCCAGAUGAGGUGAAACGCGCCCUCACCAACACCACACAGAAGAACAUGCUAAAAACCCAGGACACUACUCUCGAAUACCUCGUCUUCAAGCGCUCAAACGGCGAGCGAGUACACUUCUCUCCCACUGCUGCUGCUGCUACCGCGACAUCGUCCUGCGAGAACGAGAACCCGGUCGACGAUGCCGCCGCGCCUAGAAAUGCCCAGACCCAUCCCUUACGCAUCAGGGUCAGACAGGUCCCGUUGUAUAUCAUCCGGCCGUUAGAUGGCGAGCCGUACAUUCCUAGUCUGCUGAUCCGCCACCCAACGCGCGUAGCCGAUGUUUUCAUGGGCGAUGCGCAGACGCAUGGGAGGUUGGAGAGGGUGCAGAGUGUGCCCGUCUACAUCCCACGCGAGAUUGUGCUGCCGCCCGUUCAGCAGGGCAGUGAAGAGGCGUCUUCCGAGGAGGACGAGGCGGAGGAGGGGGCCAGCUGGCCCGAUGCGGGAUCGGAGGCGGUGGGAGAGCAGGAGGAUCCGUUCCCGGCUGAGAUGGGUGAGGUUGAGGCUGAGGAGGGGAGCGUUUGGGGUGAUGGGGAGGUGGAGGAGGGGUGGAUUCGGGAUGUUUAG
Molecule: messenger RNA, 891 nt
Organism: Pseudovirgaria hyperparasitica
Lineage: Eukaryota; Fungi; Ascomycota; Dothideomycetes; Acrospermales; Acrospermaceae
Exons: 1
Coding region: 1-891 (296 amino acids)
Source: RefSeq, a predicted model, not a curated record